This is a messenger RNA of Anopheles marshallii, 1635 nucleotides long. Its product is annotated as major facilitator superfamily domain-containing protein 1-like. The record is from RefSeq and is a predicted model, not a curated record. Lineage: Eukaryota; Metazoa; Arthropoda; Insecta; Diptera; Culicidae. Bases 1 to 1635 code for a protein of 544 amino acids. Gene Ontology annotation, cellular component: lysosome. Gene Ontology annotation, molecular function: transmembrane transporter activity. Gene Ontology annotation, biological process: transmembrane transport. The transcript has 6 exons.
AUGCCCCGCCAGUACGAUGAAGAUGAAGCACGUCGUCCAAUUCUGCAACCGGACACGGAUACGGAUGAACCGACCGCGGUCAGUGGUUCGUUGGCCCGCCUAGGACGGCCGAGCGAUGACGAUGAAUUGACCGAACGGUUGACAGGUUGCGGUGCGACCGCGUGCUGUAACCCGUCCUCGUUUCUGCAUCGCUUCCAGGCCCUUAUCUUGAUGUGCCUGGUUGGAUUCGGUUCUUACUUCUGCUAUGAUAAUCCGGGCGCGUUGCAAGAUACGUUCAAAUCGGAUCUCGAUCUUACCACCACCCAGUUCGUGAUGCUGUACUCGAUCUACUCGUGGCCCAACGUGAUCCUGUGCUUCAUUGGCGGGUUCCUGAUGGAUCGCGUCUUCGGCAUCCGGCUGGGUACGAUCAUCUACAUGUUUAUACUGCUGAUCGGACAGCUGAUCUUCGCGAUGGGUGCCACUAUCAACUUGUUUUGGCUCAUGAUCGUCGGACGCUUCAUGUUCGGCAUUGGUGCGGAAUCGCUUGCCGUGGCACAGAACAGUUACGCGGUGCUGUGGUUCAAGGGCAAGGAGCUUAAUAUGGUGUUUGGGCUGCAGCUAUCGUUUGCCCGUGUUGGUAGCACGGUUAACUUCCUCGUAAUGGUACCGAUCUACAAGUACGUGAAGAGUCUCGGCUACCAGGGACACAUGUGCACCGGCGUGGUCCUGCUGCUUGCUACCCUGACCUGCGUAAUGUCGAUGAUAUGUGCCCUUCUGCUUGGCUGGAUGGAUCGCCGGGCGGCACGCAUUUUGAAGCGUAACGAUUCUGCCCCCGGUGGCGAAGUGGCCAAACUGUCCGAUGUGCGCACGUUCCAGGUGUCGUUCUGGAUGGUGACGGUAAUUUGUGUCGCGUACUAUGUGGCCAUCUUUCCCUUCAUCGCGCUCGGGAAAGUGUUCUUUAUGCGCAAGUUUGAUUUUACUUCCGAAGAUGCCAAUACGGUCAAUUCGAUCGUGUACAUUAUUGCGGCGGUCGCAAGUCCAUUGUUUGGGUUGCUUGUGGAUCGCACCGGGCGCAACUUGCUGUGGGUAUUUCUGUCGGUAAUUCUAACGAUCGUGGCACACGGAAUCCUCGCUUUCAGCUACCUUAACCCUUACAUCGGAAUGAUCACGAUGGGGCUGGCUUAUUCGAUGCUUGCCUCCAGCCUGUGGCCGCUGGUUGCAUUGAUCGUGCCAGAAUAUCAACUCGGAACGGCAUACGGCAUCUGCCAAUCUGUGCAAAACCUUGGGCUGGCCGUGAUCUCAAUGAUUUCGGGCAUGAUCGUUGACAAGGGUGGAUAUUUUAUGCUGGAAAUUUUCUUCAUCGGAUGGCUUAUCGUUUCUCUUCUCGCCACUAUCGUUAUCUGGAUGUAUGACGCAAGCAAUGACGGAGUGUUAAAUAUGAGUCCGAAAGCACGAUCGCUACAUGCAAGCAAAACGUACGAUAAACACUGCCGCAUGUCCGGUGAGCCGGGAAGUUCCGGCGAUAUGACGGACAGUCAGGAGCAACUGGAACGUGAUCGGCGCUCCCACGAUCCGGAAGCGAUCCGGAACCGGUACGUAAACCGCGUGCUCGAUGGUACACCAACCCAAAGCGACACGGAACCGCUGGUGGAGUAA